UACUAUAUCUGGUUCAGUAGUUGUUUAAGCGUGAUGGACCAAAUCAAGGAACGGAGUUUUCCAUUUUCCGCAUGAACCUCUGAUUUAGUCUUACUCGCGUGCAACCUAACAACGCGUGCAAAGAAGGACAAGUAUGUAUUGUUCUUGUACCUCAUGGUUUUUGAUGGCUGCUAGCCUGCUAUAUAUACAUUUAUACAUGAGAGGGCACAAGGCAACCAAAUCAGAGAGAACACACAAACUCACUGAAACCGGAGAUGGAUUUGCGAUCAGCUUCCUGUUUUGCUUUGCUACUGGUGCUAGUACUAGUGCUGCCUCUUUCAGCUAAUGCUUCGAGCAAACUCUACAUUGUUUACAUGGGGGAGAAGAAGCACGACGAUCCAUCGGUGGUCACCGCAUCGCACCACGACGUACUCGCAUCUGUUCUUGGGAGUAAGGACGAGGCACUGAAAUCCAUAGUCUACAGCUACAAGCAUGGGUUUUCUGGCUUCGCAGCAAUACUCACAGAAUCCCAAGCCAAGACAAUUGCGAGUUUACCUGGAGUCAUCAGUGUUAAGGCGAACACUCAUCACAAAACCCAUACAACUCGGAGUUGGGAUUUUCUUGGCGUCGACUACUACCAAUCGUCAUCGUCAGACCUCCUCAAGAAAGCAAAGUACGGCGAAGAUGUCAUCGUAGGGGUAGUUGAUACAGGCAUAUGGCCUGAAUCAAGAAGUUUUGAAGACAGUGGAUACGGCCCUUUACCGGCAAGGUGGAGAGGCAUAUGCCAGAACGGCACGGCGUUCAACGCCACGAGCUGCAACAGAAAGAUCAUCGGCGCGCGGUGGUACACCGGCGGCAUGGACGCCGAUGUGCUCAAGGGCGAGUACAUGUCGGCCAGGGAUCUGAAAGGCCACGGCACGCACGUGGCCUCGACGAUCGCCGGUGGCCAGGUCCGGAAUGUGAGCUUCGGCGGCCUGGCCUCCGGCGUGGCACGCGGUGGGGCGCCCCGCGCUCGGUUGGCUGUCUAUAAGGCGUGCUGGGGCACAGGCUUGUGCGGCAGUGCCGCGAUACUUGCAGCCAUCGACGACGCCAUAAAUGACGGCGUGGACGUGCUUUCGCUGUCGCUGAGCUCCAGUGAGGAGAUUCCCGGGACGCUGCACGCUGUGGCGAGAGGGAUCACCGUCUUGUUCGCUGCCGGGAACGACGGCCCCGCGGCGCAGACAGUGCAGAAUGCCGUGCCGUGGGUCCUGACGGUGGCCGCCAGCACCAUUGAUCGGUCCUUCCCGACCGUGAUGUCGCUCGGCAACAACGAGAAGCUAGUGGGGCAAUCACUCUACUACAAUGCCACAGUGAAUACCAGCGACUUCCACGCGCUUAUUUCUGCGGACAGCUGCGACGAAAAGUCUCUAACAUCCACCAACGUCACCGGCAUGGUCGUGCUGUGCUCCGCGCCGCGGGCGGCGUCCUCAUGGCCGCCAGGACAAAGAUUCAUCGAUGCCGCUACCCGCGUCUUCAAGGCAGGGGCGAAGGGCCUGAUCUUCGCGCAGCACAACAGCAACCUCCUCGAGAACACCUUUUGCGCGGGUUCCAGGCCCUGCGUGCUUGUGGACUUCGAGAUUGCACACAGGAUCGCGUCCUACGCGAACAGCGCGGAGACGCCGGUGGUGAGGAUCUCGCGGGCCGUGAGCGUCGUCGGGAGCGGGGUUCUGUCGCCGAGGGUCGCCGCGUUCUCGUCGAGAGGCCCGAGCCCCGUGUUUCCUGCCAUAAUGAAGCCCGACGUAGCUGCACCCGGAGUCAGCAUCUUGGCAGCUCAAGGCAACUCGUAUGUGCUCAUGUCCGGGACGUCCAUGGCGUGCCCACAUGUCUCGGCCGUCGUCGCGCUGCUCAAGUCGGUUCACCCUGACUGGUCACCCGCCAUGAUCAAGUCCGCCAUCGUCACCACAGCAUCUGUGACUGACCGUUUCGGCAUGCCGAUCCAAGCAGAGGGGGUUCCGAGGAAAUUAGCCGACCCGUUUGACUUUGGCGGAGGGCACAUGAACCCGGACAAGGCUGCUGAUCCCGGCCUGGUCUACGACGUGGACGCUAGAGAGUACACCAGGUUCUUCAACUGCACCCUUGGGCCCAAGGAUCACUGCGAGACUUAUGUUGGGCAGCUGUACCAGCUCAAUCUCCCAUCCAUCGUUGUGCCGGACCUCAAGGGCUCUGUCACGGUGUGGCGGACGGUCACCAACGUUGGGCCGGUUGAUGUGACUUACAGAGGAGUGGUCGAAGCUCCGGCAGGGGUGGAUGUGUCUGUGGAGCCGUCUGUGAUCAGGUUCAGUGGUGGCGGUAGCAAGAAAGCAACGUUUCGGGUGACGAUCACGGCGAGGCAAAGGGUGCAAGGUGGCUACACAUUUGGCAGCUUGACAUGGUUAGAUGGCAGUACCCACUCGGUGAGAAUUCCAGUCGCGGUUCGCACGGUGAUCCAGGACUUUGUCGCGGAUACAUCUUAAAUUUAUGUCUGUGGUCAGUAUCGGUAGUUCUACAUGAACAUACUUACAAUAAGAAACUGUCAGGGGAACAUUAUAUGUAUAGUUCUUAUCCUGAAGAGAUUGUUUCAUUCCUUUUUCCUAUUGUUUCGUGUACAUCAUUUAUCAGAAAAUCUGGAUAUAGUUAAUUAUUUCA
This is a messenger RNA of Phragmites australis (common reed), 2643 nucleotides long. RefSeq names its product subtilisin-like protease SBT3.9. Gene Ontology annotation, molecular function: serine-type endopeptidase activity. Lineage: Eukaryota; Viridiplantae; Streptophyta; Magnoliopsida; Poales; Poaceae. Bases 255 to 2471 code for a protein of 738 amino acids. Gene Ontology annotation, biological process: proteolysis. The record is from RefSeq and is a predicted model, not a curated record. The transcript is spliced from 10 exons.